This is a messenger RNA of Pleurotus ostreatus (oyster mushroom), 1509 nucleotides long. RefSeq lists its product as uncharacterized. The coding region runs from base 1 to 1509 and encodes 502 amino acids. The record is from RefSeq and is a predicted model, not a curated record. The transcript has 6 exons. Lineage: Eukaryota; Fungi; Basidiomycota; Agaricomycetes; Agaricales; Pleurotaceae.
AUGGUACCAAAUGUAACACGGAAUUUGACGAUUGAACUGAUGUUUCCUAGUUGUAGUGGCUGUGGCGCGCGCGUAACGCCACCGAUCACUCUGGUCAUUCCGUUCACCACGGUCCCCCAACUCGAUCACAUACAGAAACCCCAUUUAAAUCAUUACGGACAUACGAUGCUGUUCGGCGGCAAGAAAGGUGAUCUCUGCCCUUCUGUGCGCCUUAAUAUUCGCAAGGCCUGGAUUCGUGACGGGGGAGCGAUAGUGCGGACCCACGAGGAGUUCUACGAAGCAGAUUUCUUCAUUUGCAGCGCCCUUGAUGAUCCAUGGGUGCAAAAGUUAAUGCGACAAUCUAAAGUGGUGAGUUUAUUGAGUUACUGCUUUGUUAUCGCCCUAGAAGACGAGAAAUAUGAGGUGUUACAUGCGGAGUGGGUACUACAAUCCGUCGACGCAGAUUUAUUGGUGGGCGUGGCGCCGUACGUUCUGGAUGAUUUCUUCUGCGAGCGCAACAUGCCGCGUCAAGCAACUCACUAUCCGAACCCUGAACGGGACAUACCCCCUGAAGUUACGACUGUCGAGCUCGAGGCGGUAGAGGAGCCCAGCCAUAGCAGGAAGCGCGGACAUGACAUAGCUGAUCUAUCCGCCAUCGAUAUUACCAUGCACCCUUCCAAGAGACCUCGAAUACAAGUUGACGAACCCAUAGUCAAGUUGGCUCAGGAUCCCAAGAUGGAUGAUAAUGCAGCAUCCCUACAUAAAGCCGACACCACAGAGAAUGUUAUAACACGCCCUCGGAAGCCACUCCCCGUCCUUAAUUGUCACGACCAAUAUCUCAUAUACGACAGGGACGUCGACUCGCGGAAUACGAUGGCGAAGAAGGGCGUUAACGAAAAGACUAUGAAAGCUGUUCAAGGUGUCAAGACUGUGACCACCCACCAUACACCCGGCGGCAGUGAACAAUCUCAAUCCACUACUCAUGUCAACCUCAAGCUACCCCUCAGCUUGAAGAAGUCAGAGCCGUCAAGGGCUCAUAAAUUGGAUCGGACGUUCAAAGACUCCCAAAAAUCUUCAAUUCAAACCGAUAACGAUGCUUCCAACGUCAGGUCCACAAGGCCCAGCACAAAUAUGACGACGUCCACCGUCUCCAGCCGUGCCACCGCAAACGACGAACAAGCGCCUGCGUUCAGCAUUAAUUCCAAGUUGCUCGAGAACAAUCCCCUGCCUUUUAUUACCUUCAAACGCAAAAGCAAAUUCCCUGUGCUUCGAUUUAUUCCCCACCCAUGCGCAUGUUGUGACCGAUCGCAGACGCCCCCAGGCUCUCAAGAAGAAACGGCUCGCAAAUCAACAAAGGAUGAUUCUCCACCCUCGACAUUCCGCCACAAGCUUCAGGAAGAGAUCGAGAAUCAACCCAAGGGGACUCCCCGAUUCUCUGUCAAAGCGCUGUGCAGAUCCUAUCCCAGGGUGGACUCCGCAAUCUUCAGACCUGGGACAGAACACGAAGGCAAGAAGUUUCGUGUCAAAUAG